AAGCUGGGAGGAGAAGCAACCGAUCUAUUAACAAAAGCUCUGCCUUGUCCCUGCUGACCGGCCAGCAGAAAGCUGGACAAGAAGCUGUGGCUCUCCGCCAGGGAGGUCGGGCUCCCUGCAGGCAUCCUUAACACGCCCUUCUCCCUCCCUCUCUCCCGGACUCUGAAGCUUGGCACUGGGAAAGUAAGUUUUCUAAGCCUCAGCAGAAGCCCUGGAGAAGACCAGGAAAGGGAAUGUGCUUGUGAACUUCAAUUCCAUAUCAACUUUUGUGUUUUGUGGGUUAAUGGAUUUUUAGUACAAAGAAAACUCAAACCCAGCUGACUUGAAAGACUGGAAUUUCAGCUCUCUUCCUUCCCUGGGAUAUUUUUCCUCCCCCUUUCUCUGAAAGCUCUUUAAACCAGAUUACCGGGUCAGUGACUCUUCCAGCCCGCCACUUCUAGCAUUUUGGCUUGGAGAGGAAAACCACUACCUGAUUAGCAAAGCACUUGGGAGGCAGAUUAAUCUUGCCAGCGUUGUCAGGAGUGAUCAGCGAGUUUUAUUAAAAGCUCCAGGAUUGCUUGAAAGGCCUCCUUGUCUGAGUCUGAAUGGAAGGGGCCUGGUAAGACCUCAGGGCACGCUGUCAGGACCCCUGGCCCUGCCCCCUGGACUAUGAGCUGAUACUCCUCCAGGAAGCUCAGGAGCCCUACUUUGCUGAAAAGACUUCGCCUGUGGACAGAUGCAAACUGGACCUAUCAACCCUGUCAGCAUGAACUCUCCAGACCUCACUGGGCCCAAGGCCCUGCUUCCCCUGCUGCUUCUGCUACUCCUGGACCAGACUAGCCCCACAUUCAUCACUGUCAACCGUGGCCUGAGGGUGGUAAAGGGCAGCUCUGCCUUCCUGUCCAAAGACAACCUGAAGUUUGCCAUUCCUAGAGGGAAGGAUGCCUGCAGAGUGGAGGUGGUGAUGAAUGAGCCCAUAACCCAGAGGGUUGGGACGCUCACUCCGCAGGUCUUUGAUUGCCAUUUCCUUCCCAGUGAAGUCAAGUAUGUUCACAAUGGUUGCCCAAUUCUUAAUGAAGACUCUGUGAAGCUUCGGCUUUAUAGAUUUACUGAAACAGACACAUUCAUGGAAACCUUUCUCCUGAGGAUCGAACUCCUGGAGCCAGACUGUAGCAUCAUCCGCAUGAGCAGCAAUGUGCUGGAGGUGUCUGAAUUCUAUGGCCUUUCCCAAGCCAUUGAUAAGAACCUGCUUCAAUUUGAUUAUGAUAGGAUGGCCAGCCUGGAGUGUUCCAUCACAUUGGACCCCGUGAAAACUUGGCUACCAGCCCAUGGCCAGCUGGUCAUGGUGGAGCCUCAGACAGAAGGACCUCGUGGAGAUCAGCCACACAUUUUUUUUCCUGAGUCCCAACUGGGAGCAGAACUGAAGUGUUCUUCUGUAAGCUGUGCCCCGGGACUGAGGACAGUCGGGAGCCUCAGAGCACGCUGUGAGGAGUUCCUGCUCAUGGGGCUUCACUACCACCAUGUGCGCCCUCCCUCGCCCAGCAUCGACUAUAUUCCCAUCCGCCUAGACCUCACGGAGAGCAGGAGCAAAGUCAUAUACAAGUCAGAGAGUGCGUGGUUGCCUGUCUAUAUCAGAACUGGCAUUCCAAACCAGAUCCCAAGGGCUGCAUUCAUGGCUAUGUUUACUCUGGAAGUGGACCAGUUCAUCCUGACCUCCCUGACUACCUCAGUUCUGGACUGUGAGGAGGACGAGACCCCCAAACCCUUGCUGGUGUUCAACAUCACUAAAGCCCCACUGCAGGGCUACAUGACUCACCUGCUAGAUCACACCAGACCCAUCUCCUCAUUCACCUGGAAAGACCUCAAUGAUAUGCAGAUUGUCUACCAGCCACCGAACAACAGCCAUUCUGAGAGGAGACAAUAUGAGGUGGAGCUGGAAGUGUGGGACUUCUUCUUUGCGAAGAGUGCUCCCAUCACAGUCCACAUCUCCAUCAGAACAGCAGACACAAAUGCCCCCCGGGUAUCCUGGAAUACAGGUCUGAAUCUCCUAGAGGGGCAGUCUCGGGCCAUCACCUGGGAACAGUUUCAGAUUGUUGACAAUGAUAACAUUGGUGCUGUCCAGUUAGUCAUUGUUGAUGGCCUUCAGCAUGGACGACUUACUGUAAGAGGAGCGAAAGCGUUUAUCUUCACGGUGACAGACCUUCAGGUUGGAGUUGUUCGCUACCAUCAUGAUGACAGUGACUCCACUAAAGACUUUAUAGUCUUCAGGAUAUUUGAUGGCCAGCACAACACUCGACACAAAUUUCCUAUCAACAUCUUGCCCAAAGAUGAUAGUCCCCCAUUCCUCAUAACCAAUGUUGUGAUUGAACUGGAGGAGGGGCAGACCACCUUGAUCAAGGACUCCAUGCUGAGAGCUUCAGACAUGGACUCCAGUGAUGACUACAUCUUCUUCAAUAUCACAAAAUCUCCACAGGCUGGGGAGAUCAUGAAGAAACCAGGGCCAGGACUGAUAGGCUAUCCUGUCCCUGGCUUCCUUCAGAAGGAUCUAUUUAAUGGAAUCAUUUAUUACCGUCAUUUUGGUGGAGAAAUCUUUGAGGAUUCUUUUGAAUUUAUCCUGAGGGACAGCCACGAACCUCCAAAUCUUUCAGUGCCACAGGUGGUGAUGAUUCGUAUCACUCCAGUGGAUGACCAGCUUCCUAAAGAAGUACCAGGAGUCUCUCGGCAUUUGGUUGUCAAGGAAACGGAGGUGGCCUACAUAACUAAGAAGCAUCUACACUUCGUAGAUGCAGAAUCAUGUGACAGGGAGCUGCUCUACACAAUAACGAGGCCUCCAUUUUUCUCCUUCAGCCACAGAUACUUGGAUGCUGGGAAGUUAUUCAUGGUGGACAGCAUACCAAAGCUAGCCAAAAAUCCUACAGCCCUGGGACUAAGGUCAUUUAGUCAGCAUGCUGUGAACCAUAUGAAAGUGGCCUAUAUGCCACCCAUGCAAGAUAUAGGUCCCAGUCUCCAACACGUGCAGUUCACAGUUUCCAUCACUAACCAACAUGGAGGCACUCUGCAUGGAAUCUGCUUUAACAUUACGAUUCUCCCGGUGGACAAUCAAGUUCCUGAGGUAGUCACCACCACUCUGAGGGUGGCAGAAGGAGGCCAAUGCAUCAUCAGCACAGAGCACAUCCUGGUUUCUGAUGGGGACACCUCACUGGACAAUGUCUACCUCUCUCUUCAGGGAAUGCCUCUGCAUGGAAGGUUGGAACUGAAUGAGUUCCCUCUAGACCCAGGAGGCACAUUUUCAUGGAGAGACCUCUACACCUUAAAAGUCAGGUAUCAACAUGAUGGAUCUGAGGUUCUUCAGGAUGACAUAUGCUUGGAGGUCACAGAUGGCACAAAUUCGGCAGAAUUUGUUCUGCAUGUUGAGGUAUUACCAGUGAAUGAUGAGCCACCAGUCCUAAAGGCGGACCUCAUCCCCAUGAUGCACUGCUCAGAGGGUGGCGAGGUGACCAUCACCCCUGAAUAUGUUUUUGCUACUGAUGUGGACAGUGAUGACAUGAAACUGAUGUUUGUGAUUGUCAGAGCACCUGGGCAUGGCGUGGUAAGAAAGGCUGGAAUCACUGUGGACCGCUUCUCCCAGGGAGAUGUUAUUUCAGAGACUGUGACCUACAAACACACUGGUGGUGAGAUUGGCCAGAUGCCUUGUUUUGACACCAUCACAUUGGUGGUUUCGGAUUGGGAAGCUGGCUCUUUGGUGAAUGGCUGUUGCUACAAUGGACCUGAUCCAUCUGUUCCUCUUCAUGAGUCCUUUCCAGUAUAUGAUCUCAACAUCACAGUUUAUCCAGUAGAUAAUCAGCCACCUUCAAUUUCAAUAGGUGCAAUAUUUGAGGUGGAUGAGGGCUUCUCAGCAGCCCUGACUGUUAACCAUUUGUCCGUUAUUGACCCAGACACUGCUGUGGAUGAUGUGGAAUUUAUUUUGGUUUCUCCUCCCCAAUUUGGCUACCUUGAAAAUACACUCCCUUCUGCAGGGUUUGAGAAAAGCAAUAUGGGCAUAAGUAUAGCUUCGUUUCUGUGGAAAGACAUGAAGGCUUUUCAUGUUAACUAUGUGCAGUCCAGACACCUGAGGAUGGAGCCAACUGCUGACCAGUUUGUGAUGUAUGCUACAGAUGGGGAGCAACGUUCCUUGGAGACAACAUUUUAUAUUAUAAUCAACCCCACAAACGAUGAAGCUCCUGACUUUGUGGUGCAGAAUAUUACUGUGUGUGAGGGUCAGACAACAGAGCUGGACUCUUCCAUUAUCAGUGCUGCUGACCAGGACAUACCCAAGGACCCUUUGCUGUUCACCAUUACUCGCCAGCCCCGUCAUGGUCUCCUCAUCAAUGCAGUGUCCAGCAAAGACUAUCCUCAGAACAAGUCACGAGCCAGCUCUGACCAGAAUCAUGAAUUUAUUCACAACUUCUCCAUGGAGCUUCUCAGAACUGGAAUGAAGUUGGCAUAUGUCCAUGAUGACUCCGAGAGCCUUGCUGAUGACUUUGUGAUCCAGUUGUCAGAUGGGAAACACAAAAUACUGAAAACCAUUUCAGUAAAGAUCACCCCAGUUAAUGAUGAGAAACCAACACUCAGCAAAAAGGCUGAAAUUGCAUUGAACAUGGGCGAUACGCAUAUCCUGUCCAGUGCUGUUCUUUCAGCCAUAGAUAAAGACUCCCCCAGGGAACGGAUUUACUAUGUAUUUGAAAGGCUUCCCCAAAAUGGGCAACUUCAGCUUAAGAUAGGGCGGAACUGGGUGCCUCUCUCAGCUGGCAUGCAAUGCAAUCAAGAGGAAGUGGACCUGAACUUGUUGAGAUACAUACACACCGGCACAAUGGAUUCCCAGCAUCGCGACAGCUUCACCUUUUAUCUCUGGGAUGGUGACAACAGGUCACCUGCAUUUGACUGUCACAUCAUCAUCAUGGACAUGGGAAAAGGUGAUAUUGUCAUUCAUACAAAACCACUCAUAGUGUCCAAAGGUGACAGAGGUUUUUUGACGACCACCACUCUCCUGGCUGUGGAUGGGACAGACAAGCCUGAGGAACUUCUUUAUGUCAUUACCUCCCCACCACAGUAUGGCCAGCUGGAGUAUGUCCGCUACCCUGGAGUCCCCAUUACUAGCUUUAGCCAAAUGGACAUAGCAGGACAGACAGUCUGCUACAUAUACAAGAGCAAGGCAGCUGUCUCCAGUGACAGCUUCAGAUUUGUCAUCAGCAAUGGACUGCAGACCAAACAUGGGGUGUUUGAGAUCAUUCUGGAGACCGUGGAUAGAGCCUUGCCUGUGGUGACCAGGAACAAAGGGCUGAGGCUGGCUGAAGGGGCUAUGGGCCUGCUUUCCUCUGACCUCCUUCAGCUGACCGACCCUGACACGCCGGCAGAGAACCUCACCUUUCUUCUGACCCAGCUCCCACACCAUGGUCAGCUCUACCUGCAGGGGACGGUGCUGCUUCAACACAGUUUCACCCAGCAUGAUGUGGACAGCAGAAGUGUGGCCUAUCAGCAUUCAGGAGACAACUCCCAGCACGACUGCUUUACUUUUGUGGUCACAGAUAGAACAAACCAAGGAUUUGUUGUGGAUGGAAGAGUGUGGGAAAAGCCCAUUACAUUCACCAUUCAGGUGGAUCGGUUGGACAAAAUAGCACCCCGGAUCACGCGCUUUCACUCCCCUUCUCAAGUGGGGCUACUGAAAAAUGGCUGUUAUGGGAUUUACAUCACUUCCCUCGUGUUGAAGGCAUUGGACCCUGACACCAAGGACGAUCAGAUUAUCUUUAAGAUUCUACGAGGCCCUCUGCAUGGACACCUGGAGAACACAACAACAGGUGAAUUUAUCCAUGAGAAAUUUAGCCAAAAGGACUUGAGCAGUAAGACCAUUCUUUACAUCAUAAACCCAUCUUUACAAGUAAACUCGGAUAUUCUGGAAUUUCAAGUCAUGGACCCUACAGGGAAUUCUGCCACUCCUCAAAUUUUGGAGAUGAAUUGGUCUCAUAUUGAAUGGUCCCAGACUGAAUAUGAGGUCUGUGAGAAUGUGGGUUUGUUGCCCUUGGAAAUUACCAGAAGAGGAUAUUUCAUGGACUCAGCCUUUGUGGGCAUAAAGGUCAACCAAGUGUCAGCUAUCAUUGGAAAGGAUUUCACCAUAACUCCAUCGAAACUAAUUCAGUUUGAUCCAGGAAUGUCAACUAAGAUGUGGAAUAUAGCAAUUACCUAUGACGGAUUAGAGGAAGAUGAUGAGGUCUUUGAAGUAAUUCUGAACUCCCCUGUGAAUGCGGUUCUUGGCACAAAGACAAAAGCGGCAGUGAAAAUUUUGGACUCAAAAGGAGGAUGGUGCCAUCCUUCAAAUUCCUUCAACCAAAGCAAGCACGGUGCAUCAGAGAAGGGCAUUUGGCACCCACUAUCCCCAGGGUCAUCCUCGCCCACCACUGCUGGUUCCUCUCAUCUGGAAAGAAGGCUCCGUCUAUCUUCCCAGCAGCUGACCAUCGCCAGAGGAGAUACCCUGCGGGGCUUUGAUUCUUCAGAUCUUUCUCGGAGGAAGCUUAGGACCCAUGAGAACAGCAAAGCAGUCCACCCUUCCUCUGUUUAUAGAAACGGAACAGACAUCAUCUAUCAUUAUCAUGGGAUGGUUUCUUUGAAACUAGAAGAUGACAGUUUCUCAGCUCACAAAAGGAAGGCCAAAAUACCCAUCAUUAGUCAGCCACAAACAACAACCAUGGUGGCAGAGCUGCCUCAAGCAGAUAAGGUGGAAUCCACAACUGACUCACACUUCCCCAGAAAGGGCCAGUUGCUCUCAUUUCCAAAGAACUGCACUAUGGAAUUAAAGGGACUCUUCCAUUUUGAAGAAAGGAUCCACAAACUGUAUCAAUGCAAUGGGAUUGCCUGGAAAGCAUGGAGCCCUCAAACCACGGGGCUGGAAGGCAAAUCCUGCGUGUCUGGAUGGCAUCUUCACUCGGGCUACUGUCACACCUUGAUCACGGAGCAGAAAGGCACCUGGACUAUGGCUGCUCAAGCCUGCAGGGAACAGUACCAGGGAAAUCUCGUCACGGUAUUCUCCAGGCAGCACAUGCAAUGGCUAUUGGGCAUCAGCAGAAGAGAGCCCUUCUGGAUAGGUUUGAAUAAACAAGUGCCCACUGGCCGCUGGGAGUGGAUCAAAGGUGAACCUGUAACCUUCACCAACUGGAGGAGAGGGCCCCCCCAGCACUCAAAGUCUGCAAAAAACUGCGUUUUGGUACAAAAACGAGGAAAAUGGCAAACCAAGAACUGUGGGAAGGGUAAACCUCACAAUUUCGUGUGCUCCAGGAAGCUAAGUGUAACCUGAUACUUGUCCCUUGUUCACGAGGUUUAUGAAGACUGCUCAGUAGAAGAUGCAUUGUUAUGAUUGGAUGGGCAUGCCUUGGCCAUUAUCUCUAAGCAAAAAUGGAGUCUAGGUGAAUAGUUCCAGGAGGAUUGAUAAUUGACUGUUCCAUACAUAAUGAAAGAAAUUUUCGUAUCUCAAUGCCUUUCAAAAUAAAUGCCUGUAGUAUUAUGUGAAGUAUAAGAUUUGCUUGUCCCAGAAUCUGGCACCCUUGCCCCAUGCCAGCUUGCACACAGUACCAAUUCCCAUGGUCCUUGGAUUUUUGUUGUGAUUGUUGUUCUCAUCACCUCAAAUAAGUCCAUUCUGUAAUAAUCAGUACUGCAGGUGCUCCUUCCACUGAAUCUUAGUGACACCACUUUUCUGGUUUCACGAAACCAACUUUGGAUGCUCAGGGGUAGGUUUGUAUCUUUAGAGCUCUUUGAACACCCAAAAUUAGAGGUUGUGGGUGGACAGGAAAAUUCUCUCUUAGAUAGAAUAAUCUUGCAAGUGGAGAUGACUGAGCCAGUCGAAUUCAGGUGAGAGUCCACAGGCCCACAUGCACGCACUUGAGAGAUUAGCCAAUCAAUCGGUGCUCAUGAAGCACGGCCCCUGUUGCAAUAUGAAUGUAGCAUUGUGUCAUUCCUAUACUCCAGACUGGGUUUCCCCUGCUUUUCAGAUCUCCUGUAAAGUUUGAAGUAACAUAAUAUCCUCACCUGCAUCUGCAUUUAUUGUACUGACCAGCGUUUUUCAAAGAUGAUUGAGAUCAAGCACAUAGGGGAAGGAAAAUAUUGCUGCCUCAGAAGUGUCCUCAUAAGAUAUGCUGCUGAAUAAAGAAAAAUAAUCCUGAAAAUACUGAAAACAGAAGCCUUGAAGCCCAUAUUCUCAGAAAAGAUUUUGAUGUGACUUUGAGCCCUUAAAUCUGUAACACUUGCCGAACUGCUACGCUAACUAGACUCUUAAUGGAAAGGUGCCUUAUUAAUUUGCAAACUCAGUGAGUAAAACAUUUUGUAGCUGUAAAGCAUGCUAUAUCUCUCUCCAUAAUCCAUUCUGAAAUCAAUGUUUAAUUAUAGGAAAUUAGAACUUCACUUCUAAAAUGUUUAUUAAAAAUUUUCCUCUUUUCCUAAUCACUGAAAAUAUGGUUGUGCUAAAUGUAACUUGUUAGAUGAGUAUCAACAUAAUUUAAGAAUUGAAAUGAGGUUUUCAAGUAAACUAGAGCUCUGGGGCAGUUUUUUUUUUUUAAAUAGUAAUAAUACCUUGAGUGUUAUAGACACUAAAAAUGGCUUAUGAAAGUCAUUCCACUUUCUGGAUAUAACAUGGAUAAAACAUGACAAGCUUGUCUCAUUUCUGCUCAUUUAUCAAAGUUUUGGUUAAUAGGAAAUUUUGCCUGAAGAGGUUAGAAUAAGACUCAGACAUUCUGUCUCUUUCUUAAAUCCACCCAUAAUUGCAGAGUUGGGGGCUCUUACCUCAGAGUCUGAUGUAGGCUGCUGACAGGCAUAAUGCACAAGUCUGUGUUUAACCAGAACAUGCUACACCCUUCCUUCACCCCAGCUUCAGCCAAGUUCCUUGUGAUCAACCUGCCUGUGCAGCAUGAAGGUGGGAUUCAUGGUAAUGGAAAGAAGGUUAAGACCCAGAAGAAAGUGCAAAUUCAGUGAGUGAGGCAUUCAAAAGUCACUCCCUUCUACUGGAACUCAAAAUUAUAUCAACUCUUUAAAACUGGAAAUUGAGAACCAUGUCAACUGUGUAAAACCUGGUUGGCAUGAAAGAUUUAUUAGACUUUUUGGGAAUGAAAAUGGCAUAUCUAAAAUUGCAAAUGUUCACCUAGAAGACAGUCUGAUUUGUAUGGCAAUUAGAAAUGCUGGAAGAAUAUUUUAAAAUGUUCCUGAUCAUGCAAGCAUUGCUCAGAUUAGAAAAUCAGGUCCAACUAAUGGAAAGAAUGUACAAAUGUAGGCAAGCUUGGGGGGUAGGCAGUAUCAUCAUGACUGUCAGGGCUGCCAGUGGGAUAAGGGCAGCUAGGAAGGAAAGCACCAGGAGGACGUGGAUGUCUCCAGGUCACUUCUUCUAACUUGAACCAACUCAGGAAAAGCCCCUGGUGUCCAGGGGCAUUAAUCCAACUCAGUAGUUUAGAAUCUUCACAAUCUGGGCUUUUAAGAAAUACAUGGUAUAUAUUUGCUAAAGAUAAAAGUUAAAAGCAGGUGUCACUCAUUCAAUCUUCUUUCUAAGAGCAGUACAAAAAAAAUGAACCAGGGAGCAUUUAUUUGCAUUUCUAUUUUUGUUAUUGUUACAACAAAAAUGUGUACAUAUUUUAAUGAACACUAUGAUUCUGUGUAAUUUUAUUCACCAGCCAGUGCUAAUUUCUGCAACAAAGAAGCAUAUUAAAUAGACUGUAUCUAGUAUUGCAUCAAAAUUAAUAAAGUAUACUGAUUUCUGGUU
This is a messenger RNA of Jaculus jaculus (lesser Egyptian jerboa), 9748 nucleotides long. It is a transcript of the gene Frem1, whose product is annotated as FRAS1 related extracellular matrix 1. The coding region runs from base 716 to 7303 and encodes 2195 amino acids. Gene Ontology annotation, biological process: cell communication. NCBI's taxonomy places the organism in Eukaryota, Metazoa, Chordata, Mammalia, Rodentia, Dipodidae. The record is from RefSeq and is a predicted model, not a curated record. The transcript is spliced from 37 exons. Gene Ontology annotation, cellular component: membrane.